Pseudogymnoascus destructans is the source of this 1372-nucleotide messenger RNA. RefSeq lists its product as uncharacterized. The record is from RefSeq and is a predicted model, not a curated record. NCBI's taxonomy places the organism in Eukaryota, Fungi, Ascomycota, Leotiomycetes, Thelebolales, Thelebolaceae. The transcript has 2 exons. The coding region runs from base 219 to 896 and encodes 225 amino acids.
AGGUAGUUUUUGAGUCCAUUCAUUCUCUCUUUUUGCCUGCCCGCUUCGUUCUCUCCUUCUCACAUCGACGCCGCGGUCAAUUGGGCAAAGAACAUACUUUCAGUGUCUCUGGCUUCGUCACACCAACUAUCGCCCCUCGUUCUAAAGCUCGGGAACAAAGCCGCCUCCUCGUCACGCGGUAGGUGCUUCACAAUCACAUUUGCAUCCCCGCCGUAACAAUGGCGAUCGACAUUGGUCCAGUUCUCGUGGAGAAGCCCGUGGUGGUGCCCAUUACCGUCAAGAUCACAGCACCAGUUGCUCUUCCGGUGGCUCCAGUGCCUCCGCCAAAGCUUGGGGACGAAACUCAUCUGGUCAUCUCGCCAUAUACCGACCAUGCUCAUCUGCUUGAUCUCAGCACAGUCGGCAUCCAAGAACAACUUUUGGCGUUCGCAUUGAUUAAAAUGAAGUCCCUGAGGGAAGACUACGCAACUGCUCCAUAUAUCGAAACCUUCAACUGGGCCGAAGUUGUCGAGGACCUCCGUGAGCGUGCCAAAGCGAUUGGGCAUUCGUGGACCGAGCAAGCCUUCUAUAUCGUUGCAUUCAGGUCCCAAGUUCCGCCAACAACCGACUAUUCAAACCUCGACGCUCUCGACAAGGCGGCCCACAUUGAGGCGAUCCAGAGUGGUGGUUUCUUGAAGUACUGGUUUGGAUCUCCCGACGUAACUGGGAGAAACCUCGCGACUUGCGUUUGGAGAACGCAGGAGGACGCCGUUCUUGGUGGAAUUGGGCCAGCUCACCGCCGCGCCGCGGGUGCUGCAAGGCACAGCUACACCGAGUGGCACAUUGAGCGCCUCUCGCUUGUCAUCAAGGACAACAUUGACAGCUGGGCUAUUGAAAAAUGGGUAGCAGCCAAAUGAAGACAGCAAGCUACACCAACGAUUUGACGCCGCGAAGGAAAAGUUAAUGAAGGGGAAGAAAGUUAUGAUGAGACGACAAAACAUGAGAUAGACUUGUACCCGUUGCGAUACAUAUUGGUUUCUUCAUUGCUUUCAACCUAGAUUGGUUUGGGAGGUUUUGUGCUUUUUGCUUUCAAGCGAGCUCAUCAUAGCGGGCGUUACAAUCGACUUCCAUCGUAUAAGGCUCUGCCAAUAGGCGCCGUUACUGGCCUGGAAUGAUAAUAUUUUGAAAAUAUUUUGAACUGAAAACGUGCAAACCUAAUCAAUCACCUUAGAAGAACAUAUUUCAGGGUUGUGAGAACGUGACUUACCUAUAGUUGGGAGACAUGAGAGAGCGGGAAAUCUGUGGUGAUGGUGCUAAAUGUACUAGCGCGAUUUUGACGCCAAGACUUUGCGUUUGCGAUCCCACAAACGAGAAACGACGUCCAAAAAGUGUC